GGCUUGGUGGAAUAAUUAGGUUAGAAGUUAGAAAAUAAAAUAAUAUUAAAGUUAAGGCAUUAACUUGUGUUCAUUUUAAUCUUUACCAAUUGCCAAUUAUUUACAUAUACCUUUUGACGCUCGUUUCAAACUUUUCGAUCAAUUUUCAAUAACAAGUUCCAGCAAGUUGCAGUGUUCAAAGUUGUUACUAAAGUUUCAAAUAUAAAAACUUAAUAAAACAGUAAUAUCAUCAUACAAAAAGAUCUUUUAGUGGAACACAAUUACGCAAAUUUGAAAAACAGCAAUGCCAGCCAGCAGCAUUGACUUGUUUCACAUGCAGGAUGCCAAAAAUAAUUUCAACGCCAUGCGACCUGCUCCAGUUUGCAGUGAUUCUACUAAUCAAUUAAUGGGCCAUUGCCAGAACGUUCACAUAUCUAAAAACUGCUACUAUGGCUAUCAAGAAACGAAGAAUUCAGAAAACAUUUACAAUACUGAUUGCGAAAUGAAGGAAGCAACUGUAAUCAAUGAAACGAAUUCGUCACAAAAAAAUGCCAAGAAACGAUGUGCAGAAUUUUUCGUCUAUCCUGAAAGCAAGCGGUUGCGAGAAGAAGUACAAACAAAGAAAAACAUUGAACCUGAGACAACUGAGAAUCCAAGAAUUAAUUCAAGCACUGAAGAUUUACUGGAAAACCUUUAUUGGAACCUGCAUGGAGGAAAUAUGUUUCAUCUUUGUUAUGUCUGUGACUAAUAUUAGUGAUAAAGUGUGAUAAGACUAAAAGGAAGAUAUCAAAAUUGAAAUUUUACUAUGUUUUUGUUAAUACAAAGUUCUUUAGUGAUUUAAAAUAAAGAAUGCA
Papilio machaon (common yellow swallowtail) is the source of this 833-nucleotide messenger RNA. RefSeq lists its product as uncharacterized. The record is from RefSeq and is a predicted model, not a curated record. The transcript is spliced from 2 exons. The coding region runs from base 284 to 727 and encodes 147 amino acids. Lineage: Eukaryota; Metazoa; Arthropoda; Insecta; Lepidoptera; Papilionidae.